Molecule: messenger RNA, 759 nt
Organism: Petromyzon marinus (sea lamprey)
Lineage: Eukaryota; Metazoa; Chordata; Hyperoartia; Petromyzontiformes; Petromyzontidae
Gene: WDR83OS
Product: WD repeat domain 83 opposite strand
Biological process (GO): protein insertion into ER membrane
Cellular component (GO): endoplasmic reticulum membrane
Molecular function (GO): protein folding chaperone
Source: RefSeq, a predicted model, not a curated record
AAUGCACUCCGGGGUCGCAGUCCCCCAUUGGUCCCCGGGGCUCCCGCGUCACCGUCGACGCGGGAGUCCAGUCCGGAACUGCCGAGAAACUCCACUCCGGGCUCCCCAUCCCACCCAGUUGCACUGUACCUCCUCGCCUGAUUAUUGUAUCUUAACUUAUUUUAAUCCUUAACCUUCGCAUUAAUCAGCGAAUCGCCGCCACAUAUACACACACACACAUUUAAAAUAACACAACGAUCAAGCCGAACGCGAUGUCGUCCAACAGCAGCAGCAGCAACAACAGCAGCAGCGACCCCAAGAAACCCAACAAGAUCCAAAGGUACAAGCCCCCGUCAGCAGAGAACUCGCAGACGUUGGAGGAUCCCACGCCGGACUACAUGAACCUCCUGGGCAUGGUGUUCAGUAUGUGUGGCCUCAUGCUCAAGCUCAAGUGGUGUGCCUGGGUCGCCGUUUACUGCUCCUUCAUCAGCUUCGCCAACUCGCGCAGCUCCGAGGACACCAAGCAGAUGAUGAGCAGCUUCAUGCUGUCCAUUUCGGCGGUGGUGAUGUCGUACCUCCAGAACCCACAGCCCAUGACGACGCCGUGGUGAAGACGCCGGGGACGCGCCGUGCUGUCACUCGCACCACCGCACACCGGCCGCUGACACACCGCAGCCUCUCACCACAGCCUCUCACCACAGCCUCUCACCACAGCCUCUCACCACAGCCUCUCACCACAGCCUCUCACCACAGCCUCUCACCACAGCCUCUCACCACAGC